CAGGGCGGGGGGGUAGGGGGUGCGGCUCUUUAAGAACCACACUGCUGGCAGGAGAAGCUCAUGGCCUGGUGCUGGUAGCGCAAUGACCCGAAGGGGAUUUAGAGGGAAGGGAGCGGCCCGGCACCCGGGCUCUGUCCGGGGCGACCAGAGAGGGCGAGGCACCAGAAUGAGGAGCGACUGCGUCUUGAAAGGCCGCACAGAGGCGGCGGCGCUGCUGCUUUUGACUUCUGAACAGGGCUUAGAAAGCCUGCCCGGGUUAAGCAGAACUGCCUGUGCUGGGCCCCGAGCGCCAACUCCGCGGGCUCACAGUCCGCGGCCUCGGUGCUGGGAAGGCGCGGGAUGAGCGGGACACUGGGUUGGCCAGGAACCUGGCAAAGUUGCUUUUGGCUCUGCAGCCGCCUGACCCUAGCGCAGAGCUGCGAGCUUGACCGGCCACGCCGGGCAAGGCCAGAGAAAGAAUUUCCCUUUUCCAACUUCGUCUUUUUUUGGUUUUGUGUGCCCACUUCGCGCAGCUCUGGAGCCUACCGAUCCCAAAUGGAGUCUCAACAGGUGCCCGCCCAAGCGCGCGGUCCGCAGCAGUGCAGAGUCGCGAGCUACCGCGCCCAAGCCGAACCCGAGUGGAGCCGCUCUCCUGCGCCCCGCUCCCGGGCUUCCAAGAACCCUUCCGCCCCGCCAUCGCGUCUGGAGAAUGACGGGGGGGGGGGGGGGCAUGAGGACCCCCAGGGCUGGGGCGCGGGGAAGAUCUUACCUGCGGCAAGGAAACACAUCUGCAGAACUCCAGGAACUCACAAGGCCCCUCCGAGAAGCGUUUCCAGCCGCUGGAGAGCCUGUGCACACGCUCAUGCCCCCUCUAGCAUGUUAGAGGCUUGUGCUCCCGCUGACCUCAGAGAAGGCGGAAAGGUGGCUCUCGGUGGAGAGACACACUGUAAAACUCGGGACGACCCUGACCACCAUUCUUGGCAGAGCUCCCUGUCCCCACCAAGCUGGGGAGUAGCUAUUUCCAAAGGCCCGAGGAAGUGCACACGCUCAGUUGUAGUUUCAGUGUGUGGUUUUCAGUCUGCCUGCCCAGUCUCCGCGAACCUCCCAGACAGCAGCCACUGUGGUUUUCCAGCAGAAGAUGCAGGCACACUGGACACGGUGGAGCCCUGCCUGCCACUUCACCUCCUCCCCAACUCUCUCUCUCUCUCUCUGAAAGGAGAGGUAAGAGUCCAUCUGCUGACACACCUGGGGGAGAGACUGCAGCAGAAAGAGAGAAACGAGUAAGGAGACCCGACUCCUAAACCCCAAGUGCACCUUCCGUUCCCGGAGCUCAGGCUCAGGGCGCACACAGUGCCAAUGCGCUGGAGGGGCUGUCUCACCUCCAAAGGUGUCUUCACUCCCGGAGGGCCCCAGGUUUCCAGCCACAGCCCAACGGUGGGCCCGCACCCCCAAGAGGAGUUAUGCUGACGGCAAAAAUCCCAUACAUUUUUAACUACAGUGAUUACUAAAUUAAUAGCAGGCACUAAGACAGAUGUCAAAACGUCUUGAAAAUGUUUAUCUGUGAAUAAUUGAGAAGGUGGUGGGACGCAUUAUCUGAUUGUGUGAUGAAAUAUGUAUGAGGAACAGCUGUUUGCAACAGUCCCCUCCCGCCACCUCCUCAGCCGGGGCACUUCUCUUCCAAACAGGAGUCGCCGCGAUGUUGGUCGCCCACGUCCGUCCACUUGGGAGCCCGCCCCGCCCCUCCUGGGCUGCUGGUAGAGCUGUGGCUCCAGCACGCCCCAGAGCCACCCGGUUUCCUGACGGAGGACACCUGCGUGGAGUCGCCCCUCAGUCACGAUCUUUUGGUUUAGGGGGCAGCGCGAGGCUUCGCGCCUUCGGGGCGCGCCGGGGAGCCGGCCGGCGAGGCCCAAGGAGAGCCGGAACCCGGAGCCCUGGCGCGCGCCCACGGAGCGGUGCGGCCUGCUCGGAAGAGAAGGCCUGGGGCUCUGGGACUCAGCGGGGUGGGCCUGGGGUCACGGCGGGGUGAUCGGGCUCCCGAGCGGGCUUUGUCCGCCGCUCUGGCCGCCCUGGCGCACUUCCUUCCAGCCCCCAGCCGGCCCCCACGCCAGGCCUUCGUGCGGGCCUUGUUUGUUUUUCCAGCCCUGCGCCCUCCGCCCAGACACGCAAGCAGCCCUCGGGGCGACGUCAGCGGCUCCAGGCCUUCGGCCCCGGCUGGUGCAGGAGCGCUGGCCCUGCAGGAAGCGGACUGAGCGGGGAAGGAGCUUCUGGGAUUUGGGGGCAGGGGCCAGCUGGCCGGGGAGGUGGCCUAAUCGGGCGCAGGGCCUCGGUGGGCGGCGAAGGCCCAAGUCCGGGCCUUCGAAGGGGACGGGCGGCCUUCGAGGGGCCCCGGCCCCAGCCCGGCAGGAGAGUGGUGGCGCUGUGCAGCUGGAGGAGACGCGGUGAGGGGCCCCAUCAGGUCUCAGCGUUGUCAGCAACCUCCGGUCAAUCCGGUGACAGGCGUGUGGGCGUGCUGGUCUCUUCACUGCAUACCCAGCGCUUCGCACGGCAGUAGAACCGUGUCCUGCAGCUGGACCCUGGGCCUCCCCGCGCCCUCCGCCUCUGCGGCCUCCUGGCCCCUCGCCUUCCCGCGCCCGGGGACCCAUCCCUAGUUCCCGGCGCCCGGAACUCUCCGUCCCGCAGCCCCCGGCCGCGCUGACCCUGCAGGCGCCGCCGCUCCCGACCGCUCCUGGGCCAGCUGCGGAGGAGCUCGGCCAGCGUGGCGCUCGGGCACCGAGCGACUACACGGCCCCUGCCGGCUGACUCGAAGUCGAGAUGUGCUCGGGCGUUAUUUCUCCAGCGUCCCCCCUUUACCUAAUCCCUUAUGCUUUUAUUCUAAUCCUACACAUUACAGUUAAUCUGUAAUGAUACCGCUUCAGAGGAACCUGUUGCAUACGAGGCACGGUAAUUUGUAACCUUGGAAACAGUUUUAAAUAAAGAUUGUAACAGUGA
Phyllostomus discolor (pale spear-nosed bat) is the source of this 2967-nucleotide messenger RNA. RefSeq lists its product as uncharacterized. The transcript has 6 exons. NCBI's taxonomy places the organism in Eukaryota, Metazoa, Chordata, Mammalia, Chiroptera, Phyllostomidae. The record is from RefSeq and is a predicted model, not a curated record. The coding region runs from base 340 to 1263 and encodes 307 amino acids.